Sycon ciliatum is the source of this 2031-nucleotide messenger RNA. Its product is annotated as dipeptidyl peptidase 2-like. The record is from RefSeq and is a predicted model, not a curated record. NCBI's taxonomy places the organism in Eukaryota, Metazoa, Porifera, Calcarea, Leucosolenida, Sycettidae. Bases 256 to 2031 code for a protein of 591 amino acids. Gene Ontology annotation, biological process: proteolysis. Gene Ontology annotation, molecular function: serine-type exopeptidase activity; dipeptidyl-peptidase activity. The transcript has a single exon.
GCGGACUUCGUGUCCAAGUACAUUGUACGUACAGCGUAGUUUUAGCCUAUGAAGUACGUACAGCGUAGAGCCUAUGAGUAUGAGGCUAUUUUGCGGGGAAGAAGGAGAGGACUUUGCGACGAUCAACUCCCUCUUUGCUUCUUUACUUGUCCAGGCUGCGAUUGUUGCUCUUACCGCCGUACUUUUGCAUCUACUAUUUAGUGCAAUGGUCUACGAAGCACCUAGUAGUUGAGUGUCACACGGGCCAUUUCAAGCAUGGCUACCGGAAUGUGGAAUGAAUGGAAACAACAGCGGCGACAGCAGCCGCAGAGAUGUGCGUAUCUUUCAUUAUCGUACGCAUCGUUGCUGGAAUGGUUGUUGUUGUUGCUUGCGACUUCGGUUCUGGCCUCAACGAGCUCAGCCAGUCGGACUGUAUCGCUUCAUUCAAAAGAAUCAGAUUCCAAGCACGCAAUCCCUGGUGUUCAUGCAGAUCGACCUCAGAUAGGCGCGCCAAGCCUGAGAAAUAUACCUCUGCUUCAGCCACAAUUCUUCGAGCAGCGAGUCGACCACUACAACACCAGCGACCUGCGCACCUUCAAUCAGAAAUUCUUCGUCUACGACGCCUACAAAUCGAAAUCGGACGGCGCUUCGCUCCUGUUCUACUGCGGGCCGGAGACGACCGAACUGUCUUCGUACACUGCCACCAACCUCAGCCUAGCCUACUUUGCACAGACCCUGGGAGCCGUCGUCGUGUCGGCGGAACACAGAUAUUUCGGCGUUAGCUUGCCGUUCGGCAAUCGGUCGUUCGCACAGCCGUACAUUCAGUACCUGGCCAUUGAACAGACCCUGGCGGAUUACGCGGCAAUCAUACAGCACGUCAAGGAUAGCAUUCCGGGACUGGGUGCGAGUAAGGUGAUCUCGUUCGGUGGCAGCUACGGAGGUCACUUGUCCAUGCUGAUGCGAGUGCACCAUCCCGACAUCGUCACGGGGAGUAUAGCCUCGGCCGCGGCAACUUGCACAUUCGGCAAUAUUCCCGACAGCACCUGGUAUGACCUGGUUUCAGAGACGUAUGAACAGACGGUCGUAUCCAUUGGCGAUGACCGUAUAGAGUGUAGCAGAGAGAUCCAAUACACCUUUGACCAUCUGUGGGCUUGUAUUUUCAAUUCGUCGUGCCGCGGCGCGUUACAGAGCCAUCUUAGAUUGUGCACGGCAGUGGGUACGAUAAGCGACGGGUACAUUUUGAUGUUCUAUGCACGCAAUCUCUUCUCCAUAGGCGCCCAGUUCGACUACCCUAUCGCAUGGCCACCGACCCAUGUUGCCAAUUCCCUGCAGCAGCACCUCUGCAUACCAACGGCUGCUGAGGACAAGAUCCUUCUUGCCCUGAAUCUCAUCUACAACUCCACUGGUGGCUUGGCAUGCUUCCCGUUCCAUGGUCCAGCACCUCUGCAUGCAGCUCAUAUGCAUCGUCACAGUAGAUCUGCGAUGCUGAAAAGCACCCUGCGGCGGCAAACUGGGCCAGCAUCACACUCACAGCCGCACACUGAGAGCCCUGUUGGCAUACAGGACCAGCCUUUCCAGUACGUGUGCUGUCGAGACUUUCCACAGCCGAUCGGAGGAAAGGGAAUAUUCAGUGUCCCAAGUCCGGUGAACUUCACGCGCACGGUGGAGAACUGCCAGAAGAAGUGGGGCAUCGGUCCCAGCUUGGAAAAGUGGCGGUCAUUCGUACAGGAGCCACUGCUCUCAUCGGGUUCGAAUAUUGCAUUCACCAAUGGCGGGUAUGACCCGGUGAGGGGGUUUUCCCCUGAUCAUGAUCUCAGCCCAAGUGUUGUAGUUAUGGCAGCAGAGAUGGGCCAUACUUAUGAUCUGUUUUACCCGUCCAUCUACGACCCGCAAUCCGUUGUUAGUGUGCGCGACCAUCAACUUACCCUCAUCAAGCAAUGGCUAGCUGGUAUCAACCAGCGGCAAGACCUUGGCAUCACCGCGAAGGAGUUUGGCGAGACAAUUCAAAGCCUGUGUUCUCACCAACAUUCACCGGCAAUCACUUCUGUGUAG